UUCCCUCGCUCCCCUAUAGCCACGGCACGCGCUCCUCUCUAUACAUGUCCAUCAGACCGUGAAUAGAGACCAGCGCGCAUCGCUAGAAGAAAGGCCAGGUACAUCUGCUCUGUAGCCCCCGGUCCGAAUCUCUCAGCCCUCCCACGGGCAAUUCCACAGAGAUCGGCGCUCGCCUCUGAUUGGACGAGGUGGAAGCGAGCAGGGGCGAGAACAAUAACAUCAUCCCCGCUUAAAAAGAGUGCAGCUAUGCGUUAAAGAGCAAAAGCAUCUCUCAGAGGGAGGGAGGCGGACGGCGCUUCUGUUACUGUGGAUCAUAUACCGUUCGUCCUGUUGUGCCUUGUCAUCCUCGCCUCAUCCAUCCGCCGACAUGCCCAAAGGAUUCCUAGUAAAAAGAAACAAGAAGGCAGCGCUCAUCUCCUACAGAAUUCGCUCGGAUGAGGAAGGAGGCUCAGCUCCAGAAUGUCACAUCCCUCGGAUGGAGUCAUCUUUCCCCGCGCCCGUCUCUUCCAAGCCGGACAGAAUCAUCUCAGCAUCCCCCUCAGAUGGAGCAGAUGCACCGGUGCCUGUCCACAGCGCGAAGCCAGUGCAGUUUGGCAACCCGGAGACGGUCUACCAAGCCCUGUACAGCCCCACCCGGCCCAUAAGCAAGGAGCACGACAGAAAAUAUUUCGAGAGAAGUUUCAAUCUGGGCUCGCCUGUAUCCGCCGAAUCGUUUCCCACACCCGCCUCUCUCACCAGCCUGGACCAUCAUCAUCUUCUGUUCGCUCCGGUUGACUUGAAAAUCGGCACCAGCAACAGCAACCGGAGCGGAACGGCGAGCAGCGUCGCGCACGCCCCGUCAGUCAGAACCGGCACCAAAAGACCUUCCUGCGACGCCGAGCGCAAAAACGGCGGCGUCAAAAGCGCCAAGAAACCCAAAGCCAUACGCAAACUGAAUUUCGAGGACGAGGUGACCACGUCCCCGGUGCUGGGCCUGAGAAUCAAAGAGGGACCGGUGGAGAUGAAACCACGGACGGCCUCGAGCAACAACACCAACAAGCCCUUGGGAGAGUUCAUUUGCCAGCUCUGCAAAGAAGAAUACUCGGAUCCCUUCUCUCUGGCACAGCACAAGUGCUCCAGGAUUGUACGGGUGGAGUACAGGUGUCCCGAAUGCGACAAAGUCUUCAGCUGUCCCGCAAACCUGGCCUCUCAUCGGCGAUGGCACAAACCGCGAGCCCAGAGCACACCGGGCUCGCAAAGCACCAAACAAGCCAUUCAACCCGCCAAACCGUUCCCAGCGGAGCUUAAAGAGUUCUCCGCCGACAGAAACUCACCGAGUCCGGGUCUGUCGGAGUCCAGCUCGGACGACGGACUGUAUGACUGCCAGCACUGCGGGAAGAGAUUUAAACGCCAAGCCUACUUGAGAAAGCACAUGUUGGGACACCAAGCGCUCCGAAAUCAAAUGACGGGAAACGCUUUUCACAACGCGGAGAGGAGAGUGGAGAGCCCCGAUGUCGUGGACAGCCAAAGGAGCCAAAGUCCACUCAAUCUAAGCCCCGUGGACUGUCUCAUGUGUCCCGCGUGCGGGGAGAACCUGCCCAACCGGGCGAGUCUGGAGCGACACCUGCGCCUCGUGCACGACGAUUCUCAGGCGUUUCCCUGCAAGUUCUGUCCUGCCACUUUCUACAGCUCCCCGGGUCUCACCCGACACAUCAACAAAUGCCACCCCACCGAAAACAGGCAGGUCAUACUGCUCCAGAUGCCCGUGCGCAACGCCUGCUGAAGGGCACCCGCGCGCGUCUCCAAAACCGACACCAACGUGUCGUCUUACAUGUCAUCAGUUUCCUCUCGCCUAGAACCCCGGAGAAACAAAUAAAAAAGUGUUAGUUUGGUCCUUACAAAGGUAUUUUUCUAGAACCCUUGCACACAUCAUGGUAAUGUAAUAGCUUCUAGACCUAAGACACGUUCGUGUACCUCUGCCUUGAAUUCACAUGCUGUGCGUUUCGCGUCUGUAGCUUUAAUCUAGUAUGUGAAUGACGGGACUAACAGAAAAACAAAUAGAUCUUCAAAAGUUUCCCUUUAGUAGCCAGAAAUGCCUUUAGAGAGAAAUACAACAAACUACUGCCUUAAGAACUCUUAAGCGUUGAAAUGAUUGUUCUUGAUUUUUGAAUGUUGCACACAAUGACUUGUGUAAUAACUUGCUAUCAUGCUGUAAAAUUAUUGUAAUAUGUUUAUUAUCGGUAAUAUUUUAUUUUAUUUAUUUAUGUAUUUAUUUAAUUUCAAUGGCUCCGUGUACCUAAAUUAUUGUUUUGUGAUGUCGAAUCAUUUGUCAAAGUCUCGGGUGGUGUCAAGUUUGGAUGUUCGCUCCCUUGAAACGUAAAGCUCUUAUAGAUGCAAUCCUUUUCUACGUAUACAGCCUAUUUUCCUAAAUGUUUGCUACCUAGUG
Triplophysa dalaica is the source of this 2425-nucleotide messenger RNA. RefSeq names its product insulinoma-associated 1b (gene insm1b). Gene Ontology annotation, cellular component: transcription repressor complex; nucleus. NCBI's taxonomy places the organism in Eukaryota, Metazoa, Chordata, Actinopteri, Cypriniformes, Nemacheilidae. Bases 368 to 1762 code for a protein of 464 amino acids. The record is from RefSeq and is a predicted model, not a curated record. Gene Ontology annotation, molecular function: RNA polymerase II cis-regulatory region sequence-specific DNA binding; DNA-binding transcription repressor activity, RNA polymerase II-specific. Gene Ontology annotation, biological process: negative regulation of transcription by RNA polymerase II; regulation of cell cycle process; neuron differentiation. The transcript has a single exon.